Rhipicephalus sanguineus (brown dog tick) is the source of this 711-nucleotide messenger RNA. RefSeq names its product steroid transmembrane transporter SLC22A24. Gene Ontology annotation, molecular function: transmembrane transporter activity. The record is from RefSeq and is a predicted model, not a curated record. Gene Ontology annotation, biological process: transmembrane transport. NCBI's taxonomy places the organism in Eukaryota, Metazoa, Arthropoda, Arachnida, Ixodida, Ixodidae. Bases 1 to 711 code for a protein of 236 amino acids. The transcript has a single exon. Gene Ontology annotation, cellular component: membrane.
AUGCAAGGCCUGGGCGUACGACGUCGAGCCUGGCGUGCCACGGUGGUCAGUGACUGGAGCCUUGUGUGCGACAGGGCGUGGCUUGUGCACCUGGUCACCGUGUACUACAACGUCGGCAGCUGCAUUGUCGUGCCACUCCUCGCCCAGCUGUCGGACAAGCGCGGCCGCCGAGGGGUGAUCGUAGCAUGUGUUCCGAUCGCCAUAGCCGCGUCUGCCGCGCAGACGUUCGCCACGGCCUUCUCCGUGUUCCUUUUGGCACGCGUGUUUAUUGCUGCGGCUAUGACUGUGUUGCGAAUAAACACUACCGUGCUCCUUUUCGAGACGACGUCGCCGACUCACAGAGACACCUACGUCCUCAGUGCACAAUCCGGCUACGUGACUGGCAGUAUGGUGGUCACGCUGAUGGAGCAAAGGGUCGUGGACCGCCGGGUAAUCAGCGCCUUCGGCCUGGUCCCAACGUGUCUCCUCGUAUUGAGCAUCUGUUUAGUGGAUGAGUCUCCGCGAUGGCUUCUCGCCACCGGCAACUUAAAUGAGUUCCACCGAGCCAAGAAGCACCUGAUCAACGACGCUGCUAUGAAAGAUACUCCACCGCCUGCCAGUGACGUAACGCAUGGCGCCGACGAACGGCACAGCUUGAGCAUCAAGCAAAAGGAAACUACCACGGAGCAGAUGCAGCCAUCGGUGGUGGAUCCUUUGUCAACGUAUCCCUGA